GACUCCGAAGGGUUUGAUUCCAGGUAAGACAUCUCCUCUUACGACUCCCAUGUAGCCAGUUACUACGUGGUAUUUAAGCCACACCUCACUAACUUGACCAUAGACACCGACUACAACCAGGCUCAGUCGAUCCAGUAUCGUCGACUUUCCGCGAACCUUUACGAGACCAAGGAGGAUGGCAGAUACUACCAUAUUCAUGGCUCACUCGACGCCACUACUCAACUCCGCAUGAUUGGCCUUCCGCCGUUUAAUCCUCAAUUGACCGACUACAAGAAGUGUAUCGACACGAUCGAAGCCGCUGUGAAGAAGUUUACUGUCGCAGAACUGGAGGAUAUGAACAACAAGCACGGACAAGCUGGUGUAGAGGCCCUGAAGUGGGAAUCCUUCCUCAAGACCUCUCACGGAAACGCCACUUCAGCGUUGCCUCCUUUCACCGUUGAGGCCAUCAAGGUACCCCAAACGACGGCACCGGAGACACCACCACACACACCCACCGAGACGAACUUCCAGAGCCAUCUCUGGCCGAAGGUGCCCGCAAACGGCCCUCAGUACGCCCUGCGUGGCAUCAAAGUCAUCGAGAUGUGCCGUGUCAUAGCCGGUCCGACCAUUGGCCGCUCCCUUGCCGCACACGGCGCCCAAGUGCUCAAGGUUACCGGCCCCAAACUUCCCGAUGUUCCCUUCUUCCAAGUCGACGUCAACACCGGCAAGCACACAACCCAUCUCGACCUUCGCAACCCGAGCGAUCUCAAAACAUUCAAAAACCUACUCGCCGAAGCCGACGUUCUCAUCGACGGAUACCGGCCUGGCGCCCUCGCCAAGUUUGGGUGUGACCCGGCAUCGCUGGCCAAACUAGCCCAGCAGCGCGGCAACCGCGGCUUCGUCUACGUAGCCGAAGACUGCUUCGGCGGAACUGGUGUGCCCGGAGCCGAGUGGGCCGGCCGUCGCGGCUGGCAGCAGAUCGCCGACUGUGUCACCGGCGUCGCCUGGGCGCAGGGCCAGUUCAUGGGACUAGAAAACGAGCCCAGUGUGCCGCCCAUGCCCAUGUCGGACUACGGCACCGGCGCUCUGGGUUGCGUGGCCGCCAUGGCGGGCCUGUACCAGCGCGAGACCAAGGGCGGGUCGUGGAUGUGCCGGACCAGUCUCUGCCAGUACGACAUCUUCUUGCUCAAGCUGGGACUGCUUCCGCAGCAAGAGCAGGAACGGUUGAGAAAUAUCUUUACGGGUCCGUUCUUCAAGUUGCGCCACUAUGACUCUGUCGACAAGGUCAGUGGAGAGGCGCUCAAGGCUAUGCAGCGCGCGUACCCGCAUCUGCUUGGGCCGGAGUUGAUGCUGAAGGCGAAGAGCAUGGGGUUCAAUGGCAAGGAGAUUCGCUGGCCGAAGGAGGCGAUCGAGGUGGAUGGGCUGUUGAUUCAGCAUGAGCGUGCUUCAAGGCCGAAUGGGUUUGAUAGGCCUGGCUGGGAGGGCUGGGAGACUGAUUUGAUCAUGGAUGAUGAAGACGACGCCGUCCUCACCACCACUACUGUUACACCUGCGCCGAGAGAGGAACAGCAUCAUCAUCAGCAGGCCGGAAGUGGAAGUAUGAACUCUGCUCCGCAGCGUCGUAAUAGGAUUGCGACUGUGAACACUGUUCUCGCCACGGCCUAGGAGGAGCGUGUGAGGGGUGAUGCGAAGUCGACAAAAUAAAGCGCGAUUUUGAGAGAGGGGGGGUUAUUAAUGGCUUUGUCAAAAGACAUGAUGACGGGACAGAGGAUGGGGGAGGACCAAUUGUGUGCGUUCCAAAAACUCAUGGGCGGAUGAGCGUUGCUUUUCGUAGUUUAUGACAUGGCAAAACAUAUCUGCGGCCAUGGUCAGGUAAUCUGCGUUUUAACUUAGAAAGAGAUGUUAGUAGCUUGGUUCGGUGUUUUGGUGACUGCGCUGCAUAUGAGAUCGGAGGUGAAACUCGUUGAUGUUGUUCUUUUCUUUGAAAGACGGAUGAUGUUGCC
Neurospora tetraspora is the source of this 1982-nucleotide messenger RNA. RefSeq names its product CoA-transferase family III domain-containing protein. The coding region runs from base 229 to 1644 and encodes 471 amino acids. The transcript has a single exon. The record is from RefSeq and is a predicted model, not a curated record. NCBI's taxonomy places the organism in Eukaryota, Fungi, Ascomycota, Sordariomycetes, Sordariales, Sordariaceae. Gene Ontology annotation, molecular function: catalytic activity.